This is a messenger RNA of Dentiscutata heterogama, 707 nucleotides long. NCBI's taxonomy places the organism in Eukaryota, Fungi, Glomeromycota, Glomeromycetes, Diversisporales, Gigasporaceae. The record is from the annotation of a GenBank genome assembly.
AUGUUAAUCGUAGUCUUUGGAUUCGGUCAUGCUAUGUACAUUUUAUUAAGUGAUCCAACAGAGGAUCCUGUACAAUCUCAAUUUUCAGUUGAUUCAUACCUAAUUAAAAAUGCCUCAAAUCUUACACAAAAUCUUUUUCCUAAUUUUGUAAUUCAACAUGAUGUAGAUCCAACAAGUCGUUCUUCAAAUUAUUUUUCAACCUUUGCUUCAUCAGUUGAAGCAGUAUUCUUUUGGACUAAUGGAAGAUGGGAUCAACUUAGUAAUUGGGAUAGUACUGCAAUAGAUAUUAUGAGCAUUUUAGGAAGUUUAAUUUUAGUUUUGAUUUUUCAAAACUUACUAAUUUCAUUUAUGAAUGGCGCAUUCACAGAAGCUGAUAUGACAGGCAAAAACGCUGCUCGAAAAUAUAGGGCUGAAAUGAUUUGUGAUUAUGAAACUUUAGAAAAACCAUUGGACAGCAAAAGAGGAAAUCCUCGGUACAUUUAUUACAUUGCUAAUAGUGAUUUUAUUGAUAAAUGGUUAAACGAAAACAAGGCUUAUCAACAAAAAAGUUGGGACAUUUCAGAUGGUUCGAGCGAUUUAUUGCUUGAUGAAGAAAAUUAUAAAUCAAUAUCUACAGCAGCUUUGAAGGACUCAUUAUCAAUUUUGGAAGACGAAACGGGUAAUAAAGGCAAAAAUAAGAAUGGGGAGUUUGAGAACCGAUUUAAGGC